CACACAACUCAAAAUUACACUAAACCCUCUCAUGUAUUCCUUUGUCAUCUUAUCUCUACUAACUCUCGCCCUCCUCUUAUUGGUAUCCGCCAUCUUCUUUCUCCUCAAAGCUUCCCGCAGCAGAGCUGCUUUGUACAGGCAGAAACUCUUAUCCGAAUCCGAAACCAAACUCGAACCAGAAUCGUCUCUAUCGGAGAUUUCCGACGAAACCCAGUACCAAACCCAUGAAAAUGACCCGACCCAUUUGACGAAUUCGCGACUCUACGAGUUACUGCUCUCCGAUAAGAAGGAGGAUUCGGAUUGGGAAGGAGAUCAUGAGAAAAAGAAGAAGAAGAAGAAGAAGCGAGGUAAGAAGAAGAAAUCAGACCUAAGAGGAGAUGAAUCCGGCGGCGAAAAGCAGCUCGGCGAAGGAGAUGGGGUGGUUUUAAAUCCGAGGACGGACUCGAUUUCGAUUUCGGAAAACAAACCGGAGUUUGUUUGUUUGUACCCUUUUACAUCGACGAGCAGUGCUACGCAGAGGAAGAUUAAGCAGCAAUACGAUCAGCUUGUUAAAUGCAAUAAUGCCAAAGGAUUGACACUUGCUCAGGUUGGAGAGUUUGCUAAUUGUUUGAUAGAAGCCAAAAAUGAACUACAGCACAAGUCAGAAGUAAUCAAGCGCAAGUUUUCAAUAACAAAAGCCCUUCUCUUCAAGGCUGAUAGAUCUUCCUUUGACCGACUUCGUCAACAGAUCUAUAAGCUAGAGAUGGAACAAAAAAGAGUAGAAGAAGAUGCACUUGUAUAUAAUUGGCUCCAGCAACAGCUAAAACUUUCACCUGCAUACAAAAAGGUUCUUGAAAUAAGCGCUUCCAUGGAACUCAAAAACAAAUCGGGUAUAGAGUUAGACAAUCCAGAUGAUGAAUUUUCAGACAUCUCCUUUGAAGAGCUAUUGGAACAGGAGAAGAAAGACUCCUUUUGGGUUUACUCUUCCCUGCAAUCUACUACUCCCUCUACCAAAGAUGAACUUGGAACUGUUAGCAUUGGGUUUCUUGGUAUGGGAAUCAUGGGUUCUCCAAUGGCACAAAACCUCAUCAAAGCUGGGUGUGAUGUGACUGUAUGGAAUCGAACUAAGAGCAAAUGUGAUCCUCUCGUUGGAUUAGGAGCAAAGUACAAGUCUUCUCCUGAAGAAGUGACUGCAACUUGUGAUCUCACAUUUGCAAUGCUUGCUGAUCCUGAAAGUGCAAUUGAUGUUGCCUGUGGAAAGAAUGGAGCCGUAUUUGGAAUUAGUUCAGGAAAAGGGUAUGUUGAUGUCUCAACCGUUGAUGCUGCCUCAUCGAUUCUAAUCAGCAAGCAAAUAAAGGAUACCGGAGCAUUGUUCUUGGAGGCACCAGUUUCAGGUUCCAAAAAGCCUGCCGAAGAUGGGCAGUUAAUAUUCCUCACAGCAGGUGACAAGCCGCUAUACGAAAAAGCUGCUCCUUUCUUAGACAUCAUGGGAAAGUCAAGAUUCUAUUUGGGUGAAGUUGGUAAUGGAGCAGCAAUGAAACUUGUUGUCAACAUGAUCAUGGGAAGCAUGAUGGCAUCAUUCGCGGAGGGAAUACUUCUAAGCCAGAAAGUUGGACUCGAUCCAAAUGUACUGGUCGAGGUUGUCUCACAGGGAGCUAUCAAUGCGCCAAUGUACUCGCUAAAGGGUCCUUCAAUGAUCAAGUCAGUGUACCCGACGGCUUUUCCAUUAAAGCACCAGCAGAAGGAUAUGAGACUCGCACUUGGACUAGCGGAAUCCGUAUCUCAAUCUACACCGAUUGCAGCUGCUGCGAACGAGCUUUACAAGGUUGCAAAAUCUUAUGGGUUGAGCGAUGAAGAUUUCUCUGCAGUAAUUGAAGCACUGAAAGCUGCAAAAUCCCGAGACUAAAGAUUUGUUUAUUUUUUCUCUGUUCAAUCAUCAAUGUGAAAGUGUGUUUUAUUUUUUUGGUAUGAAGAUUUCAUCUUUUACAACAAACUGUCAAUUGGCAA
This is a messenger RNA of Arabidopsis arenosa, 1986 nucleotides long. NCBI's taxonomy places the organism in Eukaryota, Viridiplantae, Streptophyta, Magnoliopsida, Brassicales, Brassicaceae. The record is from the annotation of a GenBank genome assembly.